CCUGACGAUUAUUUUCGCAUCCUACAUCUCUCCUCGAAUCUCAAUCAUCUGUAGAUGGCUUGAUCGAAUCUCUACUUCAUUUUGCGCUCUCGCUUAAGAGCCCUCAAGGCCGACUACUUCCUCAGCCACUUCAGCUGCUGCCGCCUGCGACCUUGAAGGGCCUACGUCCACCCCCUCCCUGCCCUCCACCUUCAUUCGAUCAUACCACGUCGACGACCCUUCCUGUGUCACCUUCUUAUCCUACACCUCGCGGCAAGAUGGAGCAAUGUCCGGACGAGGUCCUUGUCAAGAUCUGUGGUCGUCUGAAUUUUGAGAGCUUGGCAAACCUGCGCCUUGCUAACAAGCGUCUUGCUGAAAUCGGAGCUGAAGCUUUGGUUACAAAAGUUCGUUUCCAUUGCAGUCAAAGCUCUCUUCAGCGCCUCCAUGCACUGGCUACCCACGAUGUCUUCUGCAAAUACGUGGACACGGUAGUCUUUGAAGGCAAUAUCCUGGCAAACAUUGGCUGCAUCCACGCCUAUUCCGCCCACUUUGAAUUGGAGCAUCACAAGAAUGAAACACCACAGCCUCCUCCAAGAAAUGCUUCAGCACGCGAGAAGAGACUCUUUGAACGAAACCUACUCAAAUUUCAGAAGGAGAUCGAGGAUAAAUAUGACCGCUACCACGAUGUCUUUGAAGCCCAGCAGAGCUUGAUCACAGGCACUGCCUACGCCGACUUGCUUGACCCAAGCAUCAACCGCUUUCCACGAUUGAACAAGAUGGCGCUCAACACUGUCGGACGAUGCAAACAUAUGCUUUCGGAGAGAUUUCUCGAGACCUUUGCUGUCGACUGUGCGAUGCCCAUCGAAGGUGAUACUCAGCAUACCAAAGAACAACUCAAGCACUUGCUUCUGCCACAAGACCGACCAUUAACCACUCUUCGUGAGCUGUUGGUCCACGUCGUCAGUCCGAAAUUCUUCUCUGGCUACGUGCCUCGCGACAUGCUUUGCCAAGCAUUCAAAAACCUCAAGAUCGUGGAGCUUGGGCUACGCCUCGAACGAGAUGACAGUCUUGGUUGGGGUGAUAUCUUGCCUGCAGACCGCUGCUAUGGGGACCUACGUAAAGGAUACCUCUGCGAUGCCUUAGGUGCUGCUACAGGCUUGGAAAAGCUCACCGUCAAUUUCGAGGAUUACGGUUAUCAAGGUCCCUGCGCCGACAUGAAGAUUAUUCUAGGAGAGCAUUCUUGGCCAAGCCUCACCCACUUGGACAUAGAUUGCAUGUCGACGACCCAGGAUUAUCUUAUUGCUAUGUUGAAGCGCCAACCGUCUCUUCACAAUUUCAAGCUGGGAUUCAUUACUCUUGAGAAAGGUACCUGGACAGAAGCAACUCGACUCUUCCGAAAAGAGCUGAAACUCGGCUACUUUACUGCGCAUGGUAUCUUGGAAGAUUCGGAACAGAUGCACCCAAUGCAUUUCAUCGAUGCAGAAGCAUAUACCGAAGACUUUGUAGAGAUGACUAUGGCCGAUUCGCUCGAUGUCUACGUGACUGGUGGAUGGGGCCUUGAAGCGGAAGUUGGGGACGACGACUUUCACCCACUCGAGCAGGACGAUUUCGCAGAUCCUGACGACCUCCGCAAUGAGUACGGGCCUUUUUCUGAUGAUGAUCUCGACCAUGAAAUCGACUCCGAGUCGUCAGACAUGGAUUGCAGCGCCUAGCGGCUGUCCUAAGGUUCCAACUUCAUCGACACUGGUUCAGCAUACCAUACGAGCUUACGACUUUCACUCACUACCUUGUACAUUAUGAAGAGUUGCAUUUUACGAGAAACGGACGACAGCGGAUACCCAUCAAUUUCGGUGUUUUAUGGUUAUGUUUUCAAAAAAUCCCUUUUCGGUUCAGGCGUGUCGGCCUCGAUUAUCACCAUGCAUCGGGAGAAAGAUCAUGCUUUUGUGGGAAGGUCGAACAAAGUGUGCUGCGACCAUAGUCAUGUGUAUGAAUACACAACAGAACUGGCUCUAGAUAUCGCGCUUUUGAGUCUGGAGAGACUGCUGUAGAUUUCAAAAUGAG
This is a messenger RNA of Exophiala xenobiotica, 2040 nucleotides long. RefSeq lists its product as uncharacterized. Gene Ontology annotation, molecular function: protein binding. The record is from RefSeq and is a predicted model, not a curated record. The transcript has a single exon. NCBI's taxonomy places the organism in Eukaryota, Fungi, Ascomycota, Eurotiomycetes, Chaetothyriales, Herpotrichiellaceae. Bases 258 to 1691 code for a protein of 477 amino acids.